AUGCCCCCCCUCCAUGGCAAGAUAGCCCUUAUAACUGGUGGCAGCCGGGGAAUCGGCCUCGCCAUAGCGCAACACUUCGCACGACUCGGCGCCAGCACCAUCCUCCUGAGCAAGGGCCACUUCGGCCCAACCAGAGUCGACGUUCUGGUCAACUGCGCAGGCGUCUCGCAGGCCUCGCUGCUGGCGAGGACGACCUUGGAGGACAUUGAGAAAAUCCUGGACAUCAACCUCAAGUCUGCCGUGCUGGGGUGCAAGUUCAUCGGGCGGCAGAUGAUGCGUGGUGUGAAGCUCUCGGGGCGUGGAGAGGGCUGGGGCGGCGACGGACCAAGCAUCAUCAAUGUCUCGAGUGUUAUGGCCAUGAGAGGUGGGACUGGCGCAGCCGUCUAUGCAGCUACGAAGGCUGGACUACUGGGUCUUACGUCUGCACUUUCGACCGAGCUAGGGCAAUACGGUAUACGGGUCAACGCUCUUGUUCCCGGGUAUAUUGAGACGGACAUGAUUCAAAAAGAUCCAAUAACUCCUGUGCCCCCAUAUUUUCCGCCCAUGAUGCUGCUGCAGCAGCAGCCAGUUCCCAACUGUGCCGUAUAG
Messenger RNA from Cryphonectria parasitica EP155, 588 nucleotides. Its product is annotated as NAD(P)-binding protein. The coding region runs from base 1 to 588 and encodes 195 amino acids. The transcript is spliced from 4 exons. The record is from RefSeq and is a predicted model, not a curated record. Gene Ontology annotation, molecular function: oxidoreductase activity, acting on the CH-OH group of donors, NAD or NADP as acceptor. NCBI's taxonomy places the organism in Eukaryota, Fungi, Ascomycota, Sordariomycetes, Diaporthales, Cryphonectriaceae.